GCUCACUCCAUGUUCAGGAUCGCACCCGAGUCAUUGCAAGGCCACUUGCAGCCUAACCACCUACCAACUCGUGUCCCGAAAGUCUCUUGGUGCCGCUCCUUCUGCGGAGCGUGUACAUUGUAACAUAGUACUUGGUCCACUUCGAUUACAGGGCGCGGCGUAAUUAGAAGCGCCUGGCGAGAUAACAGAGACACGGGGACCACCGUGUGAGGCCCAUCAAACUCACUCGUCAAAUUCGAAAGCUCGGGGUCUUUCUGAUGCCUCGUAUACACGCUUCUUUCUUUUCCCAUUGGUGCCGUGAUACCUCGAUGACCUGUGAGCGGCAAAGCUUUCCCCCGCAUGACGUGGUCCAAUAGGUGGUCCACCUAUACUAGGCUGGUUGUCGACAAUGCCUCUACACUCUGACAAAGCCUCCAUCCCGGAGAAAACUGGCAUACCGUUCGGCCUUAUUUCAUCACCUGAUGUCCCAACUGUUCGACAGUCAGUCCAAGUAAGCUUGGAUCCUGAGCAAGAGCGUAAGCUAUGGCGAAAGAUCGACCUUCACCUCAUGCCAAUAAUCAGCUUGAUGUAUUUGUUUUCGUUCAUGGAUCGCGGUAACGCAAAACUCGAGGGACUGAUGACCCAGCUUCACCUCACUGGAAGUCGGUACAAUGUCGCAUUGAGCGUAUUCUUCAUAUCUUACGGCUUGUUCGAGUUUCCUGCAAAUAUAAUGCUUCAGUUUGUCCGACCGUCAAGGCAAUGUGGAUGGUUUCUGUUCAUCACAUUGCUUAUCACCAACGAAAGGAUGUCCAUGGGCUUCGUAAAAUCAUAUCCGCAGUUAGUUGCGAUCCGCUUCCUCCUUGGAGUAGCAGAAGCUGGUUUCUUCCCGGGUGUCGCAUUUUUUCUGACUAUGUGGUAUCCGAAGUACAAGUUGAUGUACCGCAUAGCGCUCUUUACUGGCGCAGCAGGGGCGGCGGGGGCAUUUUCUGGUCUGUUUGCAUAUGGCAUCGCCUUCAUGAACAACGUCGGUCACCUCGAAGGAUGGUCCUGGAUUUUUAUAAUCGAGGGCUUGGUGACCAUAGUCAUAAGCUUCGUUGCUGUAUUGGUGUUGGCUGAUUACCCGGGUACAGCUAAAUUCCUCAGUGUUGAGGAAAGACAGUUCGUGGAACAACAGAGAUCUAUCGGCAUUGUGGACGACGAAGAGGGUACUGUCACUGAACGUGUCUUGUCUGCUUUCUUAGACUGGCAGGUCUGGCUGACGGGCUUGAUGCUAAUGUCGUUUAUGGCACCGGCAUACGGUAUCACGUUCUUCUUGCCCUUUGGGUAUAGCGUGCCCAUCAGUCAGUUGCUUACGGUCCCUAUUUUCGUGUUAGCGACAAUCUCCAUGAUCAGCGCAGCACACUUCUCAGACACUAUGAAACUACGUUCUCCAUUCAUAAUUGUUGCGGAAUUCGUCGGCAUGGUUGGGUACAUUAUCCAAAUCACGAAUGCCUCUACAGGUGUCAAGUAUUUCGGCACGUACCUUGCUGUUGUUGGAAUGUACACAGGAGUCCCUUGCGUUGUUGGAUGGCUUGCGAAUAACCUCCAUGGAAGGUACAAACGAGCAGUUGGAAUGGCACUGCAAGCCGGAAUGGGGAACUUUGGAGGAAUUAUUGCAAGCUAUAUCUUCCGAAUACAAGACGAGCCACGUUUUAUACUUGGUUUCGCCCUCGAAAUUGGCUUCAUGUGCAUGGGUUUGAUUGCGGCCGUUGCUGCGACCUAUGUAUACCAUCGUGCUAAUGUUUCUAAGAUUGUUCGUGCAAAGAGAGAAGGGAUGAACGAAACUGAAUAUGCCGCUGACCUGUAUACUAUUUAGGCUUCGUGUUUCAUCGUCUGGCCUUCAGAAUGUGUCCCGUAAUGUAGUACAUUGUAUGUAGUCUUUGUUCGGAAGUAGUGAC
This is a messenger RNA of Pisolithus orientalis, 1916 nucleotides long. Its product is annotated as MFS general substrate transporter. Gene Ontology annotation, cellular component: membrane. Gene Ontology annotation, biological process: transmembrane transport. Gene Ontology annotation, molecular function: transmembrane transporter activity. The transcript has 20 exons. Lineage: Eukaryota; Fungi; Basidiomycota; Agaricomycetes; Boletales; Pisolithaceae. The record is from RefSeq and is a predicted model, not a curated record. Bases 389 to 1834 code for a protein of 481 amino acids.